Messenger RNA from Bufo bufo (common toad), 780 nucleotides. RefSeq names its product gastrula zinc finger protein XlCGF71.1-like. The annotation marks the transcript as partial. The transcript is spliced from 2 exons. The record is from RefSeq and is a predicted model, not a curated record. Lineage: Eukaryota; Metazoa; Chordata; Amphibia; Anura; Bufonidae. Gene Ontology annotation, biological process: regulation of cytokine production; negative regulation of transcription by RNA polymerase II; regulation of immune system process.
UGUCCUGAAUGUGAGACAUGUUUUACUGAAAAAUCAAGUCUUAAUAGACAUCAAAAAAUUCACACAGGAGAGAAGCCAUAUUCAUGUCCUGAAUGUGAGACAUGUUUUACUGAAAAAUCAAGUCUUAUUAAACACCAAAGAAAUCACACAGGAGAGAAGCCAUUUCAAUGUCCUGAAUGUGAGAAAUGUUUUACUGAUAAAUCAAGUCUUGAUAAACAUCAAAGAAUUCACACAGGAGAGAAGCCAUAUUCAUGUCCUGAAUGCAGGACUUCAUUUAAAAGUAAACAUCAUCUUGAGAGUCAUCAGAGAAUUCACACAGGAGAGAAGCCAUAUUCAUGUCCUGAAUGCAGGACGUCAUUUAAAAGUAAACAGCAUCUUGAGAGUCAUCAGAGAAUUCACACAGGAGAGAAGCCAUAUUCAUGUCCUGAAUGUAAGAAGUGUUUUAAUCAUAAAUCAAAUCUUGAUAUACAUCUGAGAACUCACACAGGAGAGAAGCCAUAUUCAUGUCCUGAAUGUGAGAAGUGCUUUAAUCGGAAAUCAAAUCUUGAUAUACAUCUGAGAAUUCACACAGGAGAGAAGCCAUAUUCAUGUCCUGAAUGUAAGAAGUGUUUUCGUCAUAAACAAUAUCUUAAUAUACAUCUGAGAACUCACACAGGAGAGAAGCCAUAUUCAUGUCCUGAAUGUAGGAAGUCAUUUAAAAGUAAAUAUCAUCUUGAGAGUCAUCAGAUAAUUCAUACAGGAGAGAAGCAAUAUUCAUGUCCUGAAUGUUUUAUUUCAUAA